Penicillium manginii is the source of this 1458-nucleotide messenger RNA. RefSeq lists its product as uncharacterized. Gene Ontology annotation, biological process: positive regulation of transcription by RNA polymerase II. The transcript has 3 exons. Gene Ontology annotation, cellular component: nucleus. The record is from RefSeq and is a predicted model, not a curated record. Gene Ontology annotation, molecular function: DNA-binding transcription factor activity; transcription cis-regulatory region binding. NCBI's taxonomy places the organism in Eukaryota, Fungi, Ascomycota, Eurotiomycetes, Eurotiales, Aspergillaceae. The coding region runs from base 1 to 1458 and encodes 485 amino acids.
AUGCAUCGUGAACGAAAACGAGAACCCCAUCGCUCGAUCUCCGAAACACACGCAGAGUCACUCGAUGUGGAGCUACCACAGUGGGAGGCGCAUGGUCCUUCCUCUCAAGGUAUAUCGCUCACGCAGGUCCCAACAACCAUGUUCAACGACAAUGAUGAGUCCGCGGUCGCUGGUUUACUGGCAUUGGGCACAAGCACGAGCACCCAAGAGGCAAUGGCACCAAGCAUGACCUUUUCCGAGUUUGCGAUCUCCCCGCCAAUUAAAGAACCAUCCAUCACUCAAGCAAUGACUCCAGCUCGAAAUUUGGAUUUCCCCAUGGGAUUUUCCCCAGGUCGCGUUGCCAAUGCAACGUCUGCAACUCUUGCAAUCUCAUCUACUCAUACAUUGGAGCUGCUUCGCCAUUACCGUUAUGAGGUUGCACCGUGGCUUGACAUCUGUGACCUCGGCCAAUUAUUCGGGAUUCAAGGCUUGCAGCUAGCAAUGGUCUCCCAGCCGGUCUGGUAUUCCGUCCUAGCACUAUCGGAGGCGUCGAUGAAUUUGCUACGACCACUCUCGUCUUUGGUCAUCACAGACAAAACCCCAGGAGCUCCUGCGACUCCGGAGACGCAAUUAGACAUCACGACAUUGGCAUUCCUCCGUGCGAUAGAUGAAUCCAAGAAUUGCAUAUUGAAUUUCCAGGCAACAUGGUCUCCUCGGAGGGUUUGUGACCGGGAGCUAUUGGAUUCUCUGGGGCCACAGACCAUACGCCGUGAUCUCAAUUCGGCCAUUUACUGGUUGUUUGUUCGACUUGCUGCUCUGGCCACCGAUACCGAUAUCCAGGUUCCCCUACUUCCAACAUUGCCGUACUUGACAAGUAGAGACCUGGGAACUGACCCGUUUGAACAUGUUUUCUGCUUCGCCAAUCGCCCACUUUGGCUGUGUGCAAAAGCAGUGCAAUUCAUGCACAAUGAUGAUCCAUCGCCGCAGAAUCCUCCGCUGCGCGUGUGGAUGGAUCUCAUGGAGGAGCUCGAACAAUGGUAUCAAGAACGACCGCAAGGAUUUCAAGCCAUGAUAGAGAUCGAACUCGAAGACCAGGCCACCGGGAUGGGUCAGGGGUUCCCGGUCGUUCUCUUUGCUCAUGGUUCGGGGGUAUUUAGCAAUCAGCUAUAUCAUACAGCCAUGCUGUUAUUGCUGCAUAAUCGGCCACGCACCGCGCCGACAACCGGUUAUCAUCCAACGACCAUGUCACCCCUUUGGCAUGCCCAACGAAUUUGCAGUAUGGCUGUAAACAAUGAGCGUCGGGAGUGUUGGGAUCCAGUUCUUCUAGCUUCAUUUCUCACAGCGGCUCGUCGGAUGACUCACGAGUCGCAGCAACAAGAAAUUUUGCGUGGCUUUGAGCGCAUUCGAAGAGUCACUGGAUGGGAUGCAAGUAACUUCCUGCACAGCCUCCAGGGGGAGUGGGGGUUUCUGGAGUCGUAA